UCCGUUCAAAAUUGUCAGAAAAGAUCACUACGCUUUUCGGUGCCGUGCAAUCAAAUCUUAGAGGAUCCUAAACUCUGUUGUGACUAGACAAUCCUAAUGAGUUUCAUAUUUUGGCCCCGGGUCCACAGUAAACAGUGUGCCUCAGUGGGCAUUAUUAAAUUGUAACGGAUCUUGGAUAAACAGGUACAAUUAAGCUUAUCCAUCCCCACAAACCAAAACUUUUACAUUGAGCCCAACCCAUAUACACACACGUGCCAAAUUCUUCAGAAUUCGAAGCCACCAAGUCUGUAAUGAUUUCAUCGAGCGAAUGAACUGUACAAAUUCUGGAUUUGGCAGAGCCCACAAAAAUGAUUGUGCUGUUCUACAUCACAAUUACAUGGAAUUUGUUCCUAUUCAUUUUGACUGAUAUACCUCUGGAUAUACCCAUCUACAUCUUCUUUGAAUUUCAUAGGAGGAUGUCAUUGCUAUAGCCUCAAAAGUAUUCGUGUAUACCAGCACAUGGGUAUUGUGGCUUCGUAGUUUGAAUAGGGUAUAAUUUGACUCCAUGGAGGAUCCAUCGCCUCCAUCAUAUACUUCUUCAAUAGGGGAAUGCAGUUGGGCUUUGGAGGAUCAGAAUGGAACUGUAGAAGAAGAUGGUGAAGAAAUUCAAAGUUCUUACAGAGGAUCUUUGGACAAAAUGUGGUCCCUCGAAGACUCGCUUCCUAUAAAGAGGGGACUUUCUGAAUUCUAUAAUGGUAAAUCACGCUCCUUUACAUGCUUGUCAGAUGCAAUUUAUGCUAAAGAUAUCAUCAAGCCUGAGGACACAUAUGCUCGGAAAUUGAAGAUUUUAAGAACACAGAGUAUCGGCAGCUUGGAUAGACACCGUUCUUGUUAUCUGCGUAAUUCAUCUGCUGGAGUCUGCAAAAGCAACAGCUUCUCUAAUCCGGGCUAUUUAACAUCUGUUGCAGAAACAAAUGCAGAAUCAGACACUCAAGAUGCAUCGUUUAGGCUAUCUGCUUCAAAAAAUGUUAUGUCAAUGACGGAUAUACCAAUUGCUGGGUCUCAUGAAGUGACACAGAUUAUGCUAAAUACAAAAAAUAAUCAACACCAGCAGGAUAUAAUUGAAACAAGCAGUGCUCGUUGAAGGCAACUUGUAAGGCAAAGCCAUUUUAGGGAUAGGUUUUAGUGUGGAAAUGAAGUAUAGUAAAAGUUAACAGUUUAAAACAAUGGUUUUAGUUAUUUUUUCAAAAGUUGUUUGAGAUGUUGCUUCUCCACUCUUAAUUGGAGAAUGGUUUAAGUUAGCAGGAAAUUUGGCGUUAUGUAUAUGCUGAGCUUUUAUGCUAUUGGUGUUGCGUAAAUUGAUCUUUGGUUCUGACGCAAGAUACUAUAGCCAUACAUGUGAGAUAGUCUGGUAGAUUGUUUCUUUUCCGAAGAAAUAAAUCUUUCAUCACAUCAAUGAUCAAGAUAGUAUUCUAUUGGAACACAAUGACAAGACUUCUCCUUAUAAAAGAAAAAGCUGACAUUUGAGCAGGGACUUCAAUAAGCAAGGCAUCGACAUGUUUAUUGAAAGCAAAAUGCUUACCUUAGACUUUUAUAGCCAAAAUUGUGCUUCAAGAACCUUGGCUUCCCUAAGACGAUUUUGGAAGUGUCAUCUUUGAAAUGUCGCCAUAUAUCUUGUCUUCCACAAGAUUCUAAUGGUGGACAACUGUAUUGUAUGUCAAAGUUCUGCAGACAUUCUUAAUCAUCUGAGUGUCAUUAAAAAAAACAUUUUCAAAAGAAGAGGCAACGACAAAUUA
Cryptomeria japonica (Japanese cedar) is the source of this 1775-nucleotide messenger RNA. RefSeq lists its product as uncharacterized. The coding region runs from base 545 to 1123 and encodes 192 amino acids. The transcript is spliced from 2 exons. NCBI's taxonomy places the organism in Eukaryota, Viridiplantae, Streptophyta, Pinopsida, Cupressales, Cupressaceae. The record is from RefSeq and is a predicted model, not a curated record.